AUGCCUGAUUCUCUCCAUUUUGACAAGGAAACAUUGACCUUUGCUCCUGUGAGAGUCAGACCAAAACCUCUGGAUUCUCAGGUCCACCUGCGCUCGGCCGAGCGCCUCCGGGAGCUGUGCUGCGCCAACCGGGGCACCUUCAUCAAGGUGGGACAGCACCUGGGAGCCCUCGACUACCUGCUGCCCGAGGAGUACACGCGCACCCUCAGGGUGCUGCACAGCCAAGCGCCCCAGAGCUCCCGCCAGGAGAUCCAGCAGGUCAUCCGUGAGGAGCUGGGCAAGGAGAUCGAAGAGCUCUUUGUGAGUUUUGAGGACACCCCCUUGGGAGCAGCAUCGCUAGCCCAGGUCCACAAGGCAGUGCUGCAGGAUGGAAGGACAGUGGCAGUGAAAGUCCAGCACCCAAAGGUCCAAGCUCAGAGCUCCAAGGAUAUUCUGCUGAUGGAGGUUCUCCUCUUGGUUGUGAAGCAGAUCUUCCCAGAUUUUGAGUUCAUGUGGCUGGUAGAAGAAGCUAAGAAGAAUCUGCCUCUGGAGCUGGAUUUCCUCAAUGAGGGCAGAAAUGCUGAGAAGGUAGCUCAUAUGCUGAAGGACUUUGACUUCCUAAAGGUCCCCAGGAUCUACUGGGAGCUCUCAACAAGGCGUGUGCUCCUCAUGGAGUUCAUGGAAGGAGGACAAGUGAACGAUAGGGCCUACAUGGAGAAGAAUGGCAUCAACGUCAACGAGAUCUCGCGCAAUCUGGGCAAGCUCUACAGUGAAAUGAUCUUUGUGAAUGGUUUUGUCCACUGUGACCCGCACCCAGGCAAUGUGCUGGUGAAGAAGUGCCCGGCCUCUGGCAAGGCCCAUAUUAUCCUCCUGGACCAUGGUCUCUACCAGGUGCUGAGCGAGUCAUUCCGCAUGGACUACUGCCGCCUUUGGCAGGCCCUCAUCCAGGCCGACAUGAAGGGAGUGCAGAGGUACAGCCGGCGGCUCGGCGCGGGGGAGCUCUAUCCCCUCUUCGCCUGCAUGCUCACCGCCAGGUCCUGGGAGUCUGUCAACAGGGGCAUCGACCGCUCACCGGUCUCAGCCAGCGAGGACGUGGAGAUCCGGUCCAAUGCUGCUGCUUACCUGCCCCAGAUCACCCAGCUCCUCAACAACGUCCCCCGCCAGAUGCUGCUGCUGCUGAAGACCAACGACUUGUUACGAGGGAUCGAGUCAGCCCUGCACACACGGGCCAGCGCCAGCUCCUUCCUCAACAUGUCUCGCUGCUGCAUCAGAGCUGUUUCCACGUAUCAGAGGAGCAAGACUCACUCGCUUUACAGAAGGGCGCAGAUCUCACUCACAGAAACCCUGAGCCUGUGGCAGAUCAACUUGUACGAACUCUUCCUGUGGUUGAAGGGGUCCUGGCUGGGGAAUCGGGUUAUUGCUCUUCUAAGCCAGAUGCACCAUUCCACACACUGACACGAACUGCUGGGAGAGGCCCAGGCGCUUCCUCUCUCCUGCUCUCCAUGGCACGUUUGGCUUUCUGACUGGCUCUGUCUAUUCCACGGGCCAUUUUGGGAUUUGUUUCUUUGUGACAUGCUGCACUGUCCCUAUCUGUUACAACAUUAGCUUUCCCUGUGGCAGUGAGAGAUGGAGCUGGCUGCCAGAGCUCUGCAGUUUCAUGCUUUAGGAAAGAGGAUAUGAUGUGCUGGGAAGGCCAGGCUAUUUUAUGGUCUUUCUCUUCCCCAUCUGGACAGGACCCUAGUGACAAAUUCCAGUAGGACUGCACAGGAAACAAAAACCUUUCCUGAGAUUUUUUUAUGAAUCAUCCUACAAAAUUUUAGAGAAUCACUGACCCCCAUAGAAUGCCCCCAAAUAUUUCACAGCCUCUCAGAGAGAGGCAGUAAAUCCUUUUAAAAUCUGAUAGGGUUUUGAAUAGCAAUUGGAGAAUCUCCUUAGUCUGAUUUCUGUUCAGGUGUGUGGAGAGUUUCUCUAGGAGGAAUGUGAUCUAGUGUAGAGCUGGAACUAUUGGAUCUGCUCUCAGCCCUGAGCCAAAGAGGAACCUAGUGGUGAGAGUAGUGGACUGGGAGCCUGGCUGUUUGUCUCCAGUCCUGUCAGCAAGUGCCUCUGUGGUUUUGGACUUUUCUUGGCCUGUUUCCUCACAAGUGAAAAGGAGGAAAGGAUAAUGGUCCUGCCUCUUAUCCAAAAUUCAGGGAAGGUUCAGGAGAAAUGCCGGUGUAGUGCUCUGAAACUACUGGUAAAUUAUGUGUACUAUACAGUGCUGCCACACAGCAAAAUAAAAUGUGUUACAUUGAGGACCUACAGGGGAGAGAUGCCUGGCUGUGCACUCAGGCUGACAUUUUGGCCUCUAACUUUAGUCCCAUUUCUGUCUCUGCACUGAGUGAGCAUGUCAGGCCAUGCUUUUUUACGAGAGAAAUGAAAUGCCACCUCAGUUCCUUUGCCUAAGAGUUUUGCUGCACAUCAGGGUCCUGUGGUGCUGUGUCAGGUGUGUUGGGAUGCGAUGACGAAGCUGCUGUUUGCUGGGGUGAUGCAGAACUCCUCACAGCGCUGAUCCUGCCCCCUGCGAGGGUGGGCUGCAGCCCGUCCAUGAGACAUCACCAUCUCCAUCCUCUGUGCGAUGAGGUAUGUGCUCAGUCCUGUGGGCAUUUUGUCUUAUCACUGCCUGUGACCUUCCACUGCUUCUGCUUUGGAUGAAACCUGUCACUUGCUUGGUGGCACAAGUGACAGCUCUGAUGGCUCUGACUCCGCAGCUACAGGGUGCUGUGGAGGUUCUGGGAAGUCUCCUCCAGAGGCCUCCCUUUCACCAGGCCUACCUCGGAUCCUAGGCGAAGUCCCAGCUCCUUGCAAGGAUUCCUGUAGCCAGCAAGGACGGGUAGAGGAGACUGCUCGGAUCAUUUCAGCCUUUCUCAGACACUGUACUGGUGAGCAGGGACUGCCUUGCUGGACACAGAGAAUGGGAAGGGAACUUGCUUUCACCGUCACCAAGCUUAUUAAGCUGAGGAUCAUUAAUCAGCUACCAGUGAAUGCCUGAGUGGAAGCCAUGGGAGUGUUAUCCCAGGCUGCCUUUUCCCAGUGUGCACAAGCGUGAGAAUCCACCUCACAGCGUGUCCGUUUGUGUGGGAAGGGAGGCAGGGCACUGGUGUGCGGGCGAGUGCGUGUGUCAGUCCUUUGUGAUGAGCUGGUGCUCUUGCCGGCUGUGUGGGAGAGGGAAGGGAUGAAAUCCCGCCAAGGUACCUGACUCUGCCGGUCUGCUGGGGCAUGAGUGAGUCAGGGAUUGCAGAAGGUCCUUGUGGCAGUGAUUGGGUGUGCGUGUCUGUGUUUCUGUGCAGAGCAACUCCCUGACAUCAGCACUGGCUUUCGGGACCUUUUCUGAGUUGGAAGCAGAACUUGAAUUCUCCUGCCUUGGUUAGAAGCAAAAAAAAGAAGCCCAGGUAGAAGAUUAAAUGUCCUGGCAAAGCUGUCCCUCGCCUGUGCAAUGACACAUCAGACUGUGUGACACCAUCUGGGAAUGGAGUGAGGAUAAUGGCAGUGACGAGACCUCAGGGAAGCCCAGCAGCCCUGGGGCCUGCAGCCUGUGCACGAGUAAUCUUUGCUCAUGGGAGCAGGCUCACUGAACCAGGGCCUUGCUUGGGCAACUGCAGCCUCCAGGUUAGCUGCUGUGGGCAGACCUGUCUCCUCGUCUUCACAAGUAGAGGGCCUGCCUGCAAGGUGUCUACAUGCACCCAAGGAAGCCCAGGAGACCCUCUGGGAAUGGUCACCGGCUGCUCUGCCCUGGGAGCUGCCUCCUGCAGGUGCCUUUGCAGGUUCCAGCGGCCUCGUCUGCACAGACUAACUGGAGCAUUGUCCGGGGCUCACAAACAUCUGUGCAUGAAAGGUCAUCUCUCAGCAAGACCUUCCUCAUACCCCUGAUCUCCAGGGCAUCUUGUGUGGUGGAGAGGCUCCUCAAAGCUGGGGUUUUCAUUCAAUGCUGAUUUCAGGCCUGCUCUCAGCCAGGCCUGCGCCUUUGCACCAUCUAAGUACAGCGACACGACUGCUAAUGACGCUGCCUGAGGAAGGUGCCAGCUCUGAACCAGCAGCCCCUGUGCCUGCCGUUUCCGGCAGCGUGCAGCAGAUAGGGAGCAGGAGGUGUUUGAAGGAGCUUUGUCUAUUGACAUUAGACUCUGCCAGACAACUGCUUCAGUGCUAGAAGUGGGCCAUCUCAGCCAGUGUUGCUCAGCCCUCACUCUUCCCUUAGGGCAGUCAGUGAGGGUUUGCCUGAGGAAAGAGCAAGCAAACACCCAGAGUUUGACCCUUUAACGUUCCUGCCUUGUCUUUUUGCCAAAAGCCCUCAAAGGUGAAUGUGUCAAAAGGAUUUUGAGAAGAUACCUCCUUAUUCCAAUCCGUGUUUGUUAAACAUGGGUAACCUGGAUCAGUUCUGUGCAGUUGGCCUCCUCUGUCCACAACAUGAAUUUAUUGCUGUUUUCACCUGCAGUGGA
Nothoprocta perdicaria is the source of this 4451-nucleotide messenger RNA. RefSeq names its product aarF domain containing kinase 1 (gene ADCK1). The record is from RefSeq and is a predicted model, not a curated record. The coding region runs from base 1 to 1434 and encodes 477 amino acids. The transcript is spliced from 10 exons. Gene Ontology annotation, cellular component: mitochondrial inner membrane. NCBI's taxonomy places the organism in Eukaryota, Metazoa, Chordata, Aves, Tinamiformes, Tinamidae. Gene Ontology annotation, biological process: mitochondrion organization; lipid homeostasis.